AUGCGCGCCAAGAAGAAGGACCUCACCAAGAACGACCGGGAGGCAAUUCUCCAGCAGCUCAUGGCCCAUUUGGUGGACAACAAGAAGUUGAUCCGUGGUGCACUAAAUAAGAUUGCAUUGGACUUUGGUGUACAUCGUGGAACUGUGCAGCGAGUGUGGAAACGUGCCAACGUCGACCUCGACAACAAACUUCGACCAUGUUCCGACGUGUCGUCCAGAAAAAAGGGCCACUCAGGUCGGAACCUCAAGCACGAGAACGUGGCGAAUCGCCUGAAGGCUGUUCCUAAGGCCAGCCGCACCAUGUUUCGGUCUAUUGCUGCUGCACUCGGGAUGCCGCGUAGAACCCUGCAUGCAUACUACCGCCGCGGCAUCUUCGUCAAGUACAACAGCUCCGUGCGUCCAUCUCUGACGGAUGCCAACAAAGUCGUGCGGACGAGUUGGGCCAUGGACCACAUCCAUGCACUGUCCCCGUCAGUGUACUUGUUUGACGACAUGAUGCAAUGCGUCCACGUGGACGAAAAGUGGUUCUACGCCACCAGGGUCAAGCGAUCCUACUACCUUGCACCUGGCGAAGAGCCACCCCAUCGCACCUGCAAGUCCAAGAGAUUCAUUACCAAGGACAACGCCCGCCCACAUGUGCCACCCUGCGACACUGAUAUCGUGGCGGCGUGUCAAAGUGGUGGCUGGGACAUGCAGCUCAAGUUCCAGCCACCAAACUCUCCAGACCUCAAUGUUCUGGAUCUGGGGUUCUUCCGUGCGAUCCAGACCCUCCAAGAGAAGAACACCUCCCGCUGCAUUGAUGAAAUUGUUGCCGCCACGGAGCAAGCGUGGAGUGAAGUCUGCAUGCAGACCCUCAACAACAACUUCCUGACCCUCCAAGCCUGCAUGCGUGAAACGAUAUGCGCUCAAGGAAACAACAACUACAAGAUUCCUCAUUGCGGUAAGGCGAAACUAUUGGCUCGUGGGCUUUUGCCCCAGGUCCUGGCAGUAGACAAUGAGGUUGUGGAGUGUGGUUUCCAGCAGCUUGACGAGUCUGACGUCAAUGCAAAGUUUGACCAACUGGCCGUGGAAGUGACCGAAGCUAUGGAGAUGUCUGAAUUCAGCUCUCAGUUGGAAAAGCUGAUUGUCAACGACGAGCUCAAGGAGGACGCGGGUGUUGAAUUGGACGAGCUGUUGGAUUUGUGUAGCCUGCUUUGA
Messenger RNA from Aphanomyces astaci, 1197 nucleotides. RefSeq lists its product as hypothetical. The coding region runs from base 1 to 1197 and encodes 398 amino acids. The record is from RefSeq and is a predicted model, not a curated record. The transcript has 2 exons. Gene Ontology annotation, molecular function: nucleic acid binding. Lineage: Eukaryota; Oomycota; Saprolegniomycetes; Saprolegniales; Verrucalvaceae.